Cyprinus carpio (common carp) is the source of this 2226-nucleotide messenger RNA. RefSeq names its product poly(A)-specific ribonuclease (deadenylation nuclease). The record is from RefSeq and is a predicted model, not a curated record. Lineage: Eukaryota; Metazoa; Chordata; Actinopteri; Cypriniformes; Cyprinidae.
GGGGUUAAAGCUUCCAGUGUGUGUUUGUGUGUGAAUCGCUGCUUCGCAGAAUGGAGGUCACCAGACAGAAUUUUAAGGAGGUUCUUCCAGAGGUGUGUAGCGCUGUGCAGGAGGCGGAUUUCAUCUCCAUAGACGGAGAAUUCACAGGAAUCAGUGAUGGCCCGUCAGUGAGUGCUCUGACCAAUGGACUGGACACACCAGAGGAGAGAUACACUAAACUGAGGAAGCACUCCAUGAACUUCCUGCUCUUCCAGUUUGGCGUCUGCACCUUCAGAUACGACCAGAAUCAGUCCACGUACGUCACUAAAGCCUUCAACUUCUACAUCUUCCCCAAACCCUUUUUCAGCCGCACGUCUCCGGACAUCAAGUUCAUCUGUCAGAGCUCCAGCAUUGAUUUCCUGGCCAGCCAGGGCUUCGACUUCCAACAAGGUCCUUCCGCAGCGGUCAGGAUCCCGUACCUGACCCAGGAGGAGGAGUCUCAGCUGAGGGAGCAGUAUGAGGAGAGGCGGAGCCAGAUCAAUGGGGCGGGGCCAGUCUCGCAGAAGGUUGAAGCUCUUCUGAAGAACUCCGAUCAGACUCUGGAUCUGGAGCCCUGCACCGGUUCUGAAUAUCACGUGUGUUUCAGCUUUCAGAGGAAGCUCAUCUAUCAGACGCUCAACUCAAAGUAUUCACUAAAGGUCUUCACGAUGGAGACGCUGGAGACAGAGAAGAAGGAGCGGUUCAUUCAGAUCAGUAAGGUGGAUGAAGAGGAGAGGAGGAGGAGGGAGCAGCAGAAGCAGCAGAGGGAGCAGGAGGAGCUGAAUGAUGCUGUGGGGCUUCUCCAGGCGUUAUCAGAGCCAUCUCCCCUAAAUCUGCCACGACUUCCACAAACCAAUGUGUGCACUGACUCAUGCUCUCUGUGUGUCUGUGUGUGUGUGUGUUUCAGGCUGUUAGACACCAAGCUGAUGGCAUCCACGCAGCCCUUCAAGGAGAUCAUCAGCAACACAUCACUGGCUGAAAAAACGCACAAACAGCUGAGAGAGACCCCCUUCAGAUCACCCACCACCGAGUGUCCUGAAGGCCUUCAAAGUUACGACACGUCCACAGAGCAGCUUCAUGAAGCCGGUUAUGACGCCUUCAUCACUGGACUGUGCUUCAUCUCCAUGGCAAACUAUCUGGGGUCUUUUCUCACGCCUCCAAAGAGUCACAUCUCUGCUCGCUCCAAACUCCUCGAACCCUUCUACAACAAAUUAUUCCUGAUGAGGGUGAUUGACAUUCCCUACCUGAACAUGAGUGGACCUGACCUGCAGCCCAAGAGGGAUCACGUCCUGUACGUCACGUUCCCUAAAGAGUGGAAGACCAGCGACCUGUACCAGCUCUUCAGCGCCUUCGGGAACAUCCAGGUGUCAUGGGUCGACGACACUUCAGCGUUCGUGUGUCUCAGUUCAGACGGAGCAGCCAUGAACACCAGCCGCUACGCCGAGAGCUACCGCAUCCAGACCUACGCCGAGUACCUGCAGUCCAGACAGAAGAGCACACACACCAGCAGGAGGUGGACCAACGACGGCUGGGACGCUUCCUACAGCGCCUCGGGCUCCAGCCGGCUGCAGGCGGUCAAGAGGAGCAUCAGUCCGUCCCUAGAGGAGCAGAAUCACAACGCUGACAGCAGCUGGACACACUACAGCAGCGUCAAGAAGAUGAAGACCGACGAAAGCUGCUCACAGACGUACGCUGAGGUCGCUGGCUCCUGUGAUUGGCCCAGACUGCAGCCUGAUGAAGGCGGAGCCUCUGUGAGUCCAGUGCAGGAGGAGGCGGAGCCUGAGGAGUCCUCAGCCAAUCAGAGUCAAGGUAAAAGGAGCCGCAGACACAAGAAGAGGAAGUCAGAUGCUUCUGAAACGACACCACCGGCUCUCUUCGACGUUCCUCAGGUUUGGUAGGGAAGGCUCGGCAGCCAAUCGGAAGCCUCUCUCCAUCCGUGUGUAAUCGACAGCCAAUCGGAAGACUGCAGUUAUCUCCUGACACCCAGCGUGUGUCGUCUGUGACUUCCUGUGACCUCUCCUCGCGUGGCCCAAGUUCAGUGCGUUUUAAAGGUACUGAGCCAUUUCCUGUCCGAAUACGAGUGUGUAUGAGUGCGUCCUGUAGUAUUUUAACGUGGUUUCCAACAGCGCUCCCUCAUUUUAGUCUCGAUGUGUCCUGCAGGUUUAUUUAUUCCUCAUGAGGGUUUGUUUAGUUUAACAGUGAGAAGAA